AUGGUGGAUUUCUCUUUGAAAAAGGCUAGAAAUAAUUGGAAAAGUCAUAUAAAAACAGCAAAUAGUAGUAAUAAUAAUACUAGUAUCAAAAAUUAUGGUAGUGCUGGGUCUAUUAUUAGCUCUUCUUCUAAAAAUUCAAAACAAUCUAGCAAUGUAUCAUCCAAUGUAAAAGUAAAAGACACCAAUAAAAUGACUAAAAAGAGUAACAACACUGAGAAGGAUGCUCUCAAUUUAUCUACACCAUACAGUAAGUUGCCUGAAGUUAAUGCUCAUGAGAAGAAUAAAGCAGCCUCCUCUAUGCAUAGGAGAUUAUCAAUGUACAGUUCCAAACAUGUACCACCAAUUGCACUUCAACAACAGCAAUAUUCCAUCCCAUUGCCUUCUUUACCAAUAAACAAUCUAAGCCAAUUAUCAUUUGCGCAGUCGGACCAAAUUGCAAUUGAUCUUAAUCAUAAAGAUGGAGAAGUCAUUAAUGAUACAUUAAAUGAAAAUUAUUUAAGAGAAGUUAUUCAAACCAAAAAUUUACGAUUAUUACUCUCUAAUGAAAAUUUUAAUGCAAAAGAAUUUAUUCACAAUAAUCUAACUAACGCGUCUGCCACAGAUAUUGACCAAUUUACUACUGCGUUGAAUGAAUUAUCUGAAAGUAUUCAGGUUGAAGUUAAAGAUAAUAUAAAUAAAUCUUACAAAGAAAUUUUACAAGUUAAUCGUGAUUUGAAUCUAUCUACUAAAGAAUUAAAUCAAUUACGAGAUAAUAUUCAGAAUUUAAAUGAAGUUAUGAAUAAAUUUGUUAAUAUUGCUGACAGACGAAUUAACUGGGAAAAUCAAAGAAACGAUGAAAGAUCAAUCAGCAAUAACAGUAAUAACAGUAGUAUAGGUGAUGAUAAGUCUACAUCUAUGUUAUUGCCUCCAAUAAAUAACAAUAGUAAUGUAUUUGAUGACAAGAAUAGCACCAACAUGAAUAGGGAUAUGACUAAUAUUAAUACUGUGAAAAAGAUAUGGAAUGAGGAAUUAAUCAAUUUGGAAAAAGAGAUUGAAGGUGCUACAAAUUUUCUGGUCUCAAAGGAUAGACAUUUAAUUGUUAAAAGUGAUGAGUUACUUGAAUUAAAUGUUACUACAUUAAGGUAUUUACAAACUGUCAGAUUAUAUAUUUUUAAUGAUAUAAUCCUUGUUGCUGGAAAGAACAAUAACAACAAUAAGAAUAACUAUAUAUUGAAACAAACUUUUGAUUUAAAGGAUUAUUCUAUCAGACAAGAUAUUAGAAACAAUAACAGAUUAAUUUUUAAAUCACACCGUCCUAGCAAUAUGGUAUCAUCUUCCACUACCACUGAAACAAGCAAUAAUACUGAAAUUAAUGACAUUAAUGGUAGCAAUAAUAGUAAAAUUAAUGAGAACGAAAAUUUCUUUAAUAAUAUGAAUAAUAGUCCCAAUUUUAAUGACGAUAUUGUUUCAAUGUAUGAGAGUCGUAAUAAAAAUGAAGUUGAUAAAAUCAUUGAAGCCAUAAGAAGUGCAAAAGAUGAUUUAUGUGAUAUUUUCCAAAAUGAAUUACAGUACGAAGAAAAAUUAAAGGAAUCUUUCAGACACUUACAAUUCACUCAACAGACUCCAGCUAAGGAUACUAAUUUAAGUAAGAGUCCAAUAAAAAAUGCAAGAUACAGUUUAAAUAGUAAUAAUACUAUCAAUGAUAAUAAUACUAAUAAUAAGAAUAGUGAUGUGAGCCGUUUUUACAGAAUUAGUAGUAGUAGUAAUAAUAUGAUUAACUAUAAUGAUUUAAUUACAGAUCAUCAACUUUUACAAUCUUUAACUAUAGCAAUGAGAGCUAACAUGAGAGAUUCAAGGGUUGGAACCUCUUCUUCAUUAUCUACUUCUUUAGCCUCUGCGUCAUACUCUUCUUUCACCAAUCAAUUAUUGACAUACGAUGACAAUAUUGAAGAAGUGGAUAUUAUGAUUGCAAGAAACAAAUAUUUUGUUGCUAUAUCAACCCUAAUGAAAAUUAAGAGACAGUUAAUUCAAUUGUAUCCACAGUUGACGGAAAUUGAGACCAAUUUCUUAGAAUUAUUAAUGAUAAAAAUUAAUUUAAGAUGUGAUUCAAUAUAUCACAAGGCAGUCAACAAACUAACUAUUAAUAGCACAACCAACACGACCACUUCGAAUAAUAAUAAUGAAAUAGCACAGUUAUUAAGUAUUGUCGAAACAAUGAUUGAAUUGGGUAAAGCUGAAGAAGGUUUAGAAUUAUUUUUACAAAAUCGUAGUAAUUUAAUUCAAGAUUUAAUCUUAAAAAUAGGUUCAAUUGAUAAUCUAACUAAUUAUUUAACUCAAUUAUCAAUUAUUCGAUUUCAAAUCAUUAAGCAAACAGUAUUAAAUUACAAAACCUUAUUUGAUUCCAAUAAUUAUGAUAAUAACCACAGCAGUGACCAUACUCCAAAGUCUUAUCAAUAUUUAAAUGGGUAUAAUAAUACUAACAGUAGUGAAAGCAAGAACAAAUUACAAAAGGAAUUGUCAUCUAUUUUAGUGAACUGGUGCAGCACAGAGAUAGAUAAACAUUUCCAGUUAAUUAAUAAACAAUUAUUGAAUAAUGAAAUGAUCUCACCUAUGUCAAUCAAAUCGUCAAGAAAACAGAUAGAUGAGCUAAAGAGUGUAGGAUUAGAUUUUGUCUACAAAUUAGAUGAAUUUAUCAGGCUGAACAGUCAAAGAAUCGGUUAA
Messenger RNA from Arxiozyma heterogenica, 2700 nucleotides. It is a transcript of the gene EXO84, whose product is annotated as exocyst subunit EXO84. Gene Ontology annotation, biological process: Golgi to plasma membrane transport; intracellular protein localization; exocytosis. The transcript has a single exon. The coding region runs from base 1 to 2700 and encodes 899 amino acids. Lineage: Eukaryota; Fungi; Ascomycota; Saccharomycetes; Saccharomycetales; Saccharomycetaceae. Gene Ontology annotation, cellular component: exocyst. The record is from RefSeq and is a predicted model, not a curated record.